Molecule: messenger RNA, 2253 nt
Organism: Formica exsecta
Lineage: Eukaryota; Metazoa; Arthropoda; Insecta; Hymenoptera; Formicidae
Product: geranylgeranyl pyrophosphate synthase-like
Exons: 5
Coding region: 429-980 (183 amino acids)
Biological process (GO): isoprenoid biosynthetic process
Molecular function (GO): prenyltransferase activity
Source: RefSeq, a predicted model, not a curated record
AUGCACAUUAUUUAAUAAAAUUUAAAAAUAAUAAGUUCGAUACCUGCGUCUUGGCUUUUAUCUGUUAGUUUUUCCACUUAAUUGUUCUCACUCUGAGCCUAUUGCUGUUAUUAUCAAAAUUGAAACAAAACAUUAAUGUGUCAUAACUAAUAUUCUAUUUCAGUAUGUAAUACUUAUGUUUUCACAUUACAUACAAAAUUGAAUUUAUAUCAAAAAAGCUAUUCUGCAUAUAUAUUUUUAUAAGAUCAUAAUUUAUUAAUUUUUUUUACAGAAUUGAUGAUAUCCAAGAUAAUUCCAUUUUGCGAAGAGGUAGUCCUGUCGCUCAUUCUGUUUAUGGAAUUGCUAGCUCACUAAAUGCUGCAACCUAUUUAGUAUUAAUCGCAUUGGAAAGAAUUGUUAAUUUGCAUCCUGCAGCGACAAAAGUGUAUAUGGAACAGAUGUUAGAAGUUUUUAGAGGUCAAGGAAUAGAAAUUUUUUGGCGGGAUAAUCUCAUUUGUCCAAGUGAGGCGGACUAUAAGACUAUGGCAAUGAAAAAGGCUGGUGGUUUCUUUAAUUUAAUAGUAAAAUUAAUGACAUUAUUCUCAACAUACAAAGAAGAUUUAUCAUCGCUAAGUAUUAUUUUGGGUUUGCACUUUCAAAUACGGGAUGAUUAUGGCAUAUUGUAUAGCGAUAACUAUACCGAAAAUAAGAGUUAUUGCGAUGACUUGAGUGAAGGAAAGUUCAGCUUUCCCAUUGUUCAUGCGCUUACAACGAAUCCUGAUGAUAAGCAAAUAAUAUAUAUUCUGAAACAACUAACCAAAGAAAUCGAAUUGAAACAUCAUUGCGUUAAAUUGUUAGAGAAAUUUGGCUCUUUCGAAUACACGAAAAAUGUACUUGAAGACUUGGACAUGAAAGCGAGAGCUGAGAUAGAACGUUUAGGAGGCAACCCGCUUUUGAUAGAACUUUUAAACGAGCUCAAGAAUUUGGAUUAUUGGAACUAAAGAAGCACCAAAGAUCUUUCAACUGGAACAUUUUAAAGUUGAUUGGCAUCACACAGCCUGCUAAGACAUGUUACAACAAGUUACAACAACAUACGAAUAGUAGUUAUUAUUGCAUAUAUAACUUAUUAAAUAUUUUUAUUGAUUUGGGUAAGUUUAUUCUAUGUAACUGUAAAAUAACAAUUUAUGAUAUACAACGUUUCGACACGAUAAACUACCAUAUAUUCAAAUAUAUCGACAUUUAACCAACAUGAAAUCAAUUUUGAUUUAGCAGAAUGUUCUGAUUAAAAGUUUGAUUAAAAAAUUAAAAAUCGAAUUUUGUUAAAGGACUGUGGUGUCUUGCAUUAUUGUAUAAAAAGGGAAAAAAUUAAAACAUUAUCGGAUAAAAUUCAUAAAAUAUUUAAAAAAAAAUAAGAAUUACAAAAAAGAGUUUGUAUUAUUAUGUCGUGAAUUACCUUACAAUUUAAUAAAAUUUUAUUAAUAAUUUAAAAUGUUAUUUUUUUUUUAACAAUUGAGUGCACUCUUAUAAAGUAGAGAUUAAUUUUUUGUUUCGGAAAAAUAAGAUCUAAUAGGAAUCUCCAAUAGGAAAAAUGUAGUAUAAAUAAGAAAAAUAUGUCAUGUCAUGUAAAAUGCCACCGCUCCAUAAUUUUUAAGUUUUUUGAUAAAGAAUUAGUACCUACGAUUCUGUAUUGUAUUGUCACUUGGACUAAACUGCAAUCAGAGUAUAUUAGUGAUAUUCUUUCUCGAAAUACUUUAAAAUUAUGGAGCGGUGGCAUCUUAUCCAACAACUGGAUGAGAUAUCACAUUCAUAAAUUUUUUUGUUGUUCUUGUUAAUAUAAUUUAUAUAAAAGAGAGGAUUAUAAACUCUUCUUUAAUUAUAACCAAAUAUAAAUAUAAUGACAAUAAUAUCAAUUUGUGUUUUAUGUUCUUUAAUUAAUAAUUACAAAGAUAUUUCCUUUGAAAAUUAGAUAUAGUGUAUUCCCCCGAGUUACUCUUUACGUUUUAGAUUAGAGAAACGUAGCCUACAUCUGCACUAAAAUUAUUGUUUCUCAAGCCAAGUAGUUAUUUUUAUACUCUCAAUCAACAUAACACGAUAAUAUAUUCUUUCCGAUCAAUGCAAAAUAUCAUGACAAUUUUCGUUUCAGUCUUUAUGUAUUGUUGUAAAUAUAAUCUAAUUGCGCAUACAUUUAUACAUGUAUAUCACAGAUGAAUAAUUCAUCAUGUCGUGUCUCUUGUAUAUCAUCACAAUCUUAUAAAAAUAAAUUCAUGUUAUAAA